GACAUACCGAAGUAUCAACUGGAAAGAAGGUGGCGAUGCAAGCUCGGUGAAUGGUGUUCUUAUUACGGCGUAUCGUUUGAUAAAAGAAAUGCAGAAGAAAUUUAGGACUCAGGAAGCCGAAGAGCGUGAAAAGGAAGGUGCUGUGAAGCAGGAUAAACUAAUUUUAUCGGCAACAAAAGGCAAUCCAAAACUGAAAGAUCUAUUUGUGCGACCAAACAUUAUCACAAAACGAAUCAGUGGUUCGUUGGAGGCUCAUGCAAAUGGUAUGUCAACGUAGUU
Messenger RNA from Gongylonema pulchrum, 279 nucleotides. The record is from the annotation of a GenBank genome assembly. NCBI's taxonomy places the organism in Eukaryota, Metazoa, Nematoda, Chromadorea, Rhabditida, Gongylonematidae.